Messenger RNA from Tauraco erythrolophus (red-crested turaco), 1131 nucleotides. RefSeq names its product gonadotropin-releasing hormone II receptor. Gene Ontology annotation, biological process: cellular response to hormone stimulus; G protein-coupled receptor signaling pathway. Gene Ontology annotation, cellular component: plasma membrane. Gene Ontology annotation, molecular function: peptide binding; G protein-coupled receptor activity; protein-hormone receptor activity. The record is from RefSeq and is a predicted model, not a curated record. NCBI's taxonomy places the organism in Eukaryota, Metazoa, Chordata, Aves, Musophagiformes, Musophagidae.
AUGAGUGACCAGCAGCUCCCUGCAUCUCCCCACCGCCCCACCACCGAGGAGGACGCCAACGUCUCAGCCUCUGGCUGCCCCGAGCGCUGGGUCGAGCCCCGGUUCACGCAAGCGGCGAGGGUCCGCGUGAUCGUCACGGCCGUCUUCUUCUUGCUGGCGGCAGGCAGCAACGCGGCGGUGCUCGGCAGCUUGCUGAAGAAGAGGAGGAAGUCCCAUGUGCGGCCACUGAUCCUCAGCCUGGCGCUGGCCGACCUGCUGGUGACGGUGGUGGUGAUGCCCCUGGACGCAGCGUGGAAUGUGACGGUGCAGUGGUACGGAGGAGAUGUCUCCUGCAAGCUCCUCAACUUCCUCAAGCUUUUUGCCAUGUAUGCAGCCGCCCUGGUGCUGGUGGUCAUCAGCCUGGACCGACACGCAGCCGUCCUCCAUCCCUUCUCCCGUGCUCGCCGCCGCAACGGGCUGCUGCUCCGUGCCGCCUGGGCUGGCAGCGUGCUCCUGGCUUCGCCCCCCCUUUUCCUCUUCCACCUGCACACAGUCCCAGGAGGGAACUUCACCCAGUGUGUUACUCACGGGAGCUUCCGAGCACACUGGGAGGAAACCGUCUACAACAUGUUCACCUUCACCACCCUCUACAUCACCCCCCUGAGUGUCAUGAUCGUUUGCUACAUCAGGAUCAUCUGGGAGAUCAGUAAGCAGCUAAAGAUCAAUAAAGGUUUGCUAAGAAAUCACAACAACCACAUCUCCAAGGCACGCAUGAAGACCCUCAAGAUGACCAUAGUGAUUGUUGCCACCUUCAUCAUCUGUUGGACCCCAUACUACCUCCUGGGCUUGUGGUACUGGUUCCAGCCAGCCAUGAUCCAGAAGAUGCCAGAGUACAUCAACCACAGCUUCUUUCUCUUUGGCUUGCUGCACACCUGCACCGACCCUGUUAUUUAUGGACUGUACACCCCCUCCUUUCGGGAGGACAUGCAGUUGUGUCUCAGGGGCAUCAAAACAGCCAUUACCAGGCACGAGAGACACAAACCCGUCCCAGUCUCAGAACUGGGAAGAGAAGAGAACAUCAAAGAUGGUGCUGUAAAUGGUGGGGUGACAUCAGGGGGUUCCAAUGGGACGACUGUGAACACUGUCUGCUGA